GGUUUUGCGUCAUGACGUCCGUUUUGUUGCGGCGUCGUGGCGUACUCAGGGGCGUCUGAUCAGCAGUUGCAGCAGCUAGGAGGUACGAACUGAAGUUCCGAGCAGGCAGGCGGACGGGUCUGCUGUGUCUGUGGAUGGAAGUGUGGAGCUCUGUGAUGGGACCAGAGAGAGUCUUACCGAGCUCUGAGGAGGAGCUUGGCGAGGACCAGCGUCCAGCUGAUGGAGCGCUGCUGCCAGUGGGGGCAGUGUGGAGCGGGGGUGAGGGAGGUGCUGAAGAGGAGGAGGAGCAGGGGGGAGAUAUGGAGCUAGAUGUAGAGGAGGAAGAGGAGGAGGUGAGCAGUGGAGGAUAUUAUUACCAACCUCUGAACCAGGAUCCUGAUGGGGUGAACGGCACCGAGCAGCCCGAGGACGAGGAGGAGGAGCAGUCCCAUGUGGAGCAGCUGCAGCAGGUGCAGCAUCAGAUAGAGGUGAGUUCUGCCGUGCAGCAGGUGACUCACUGCAUCACACCUGAACAGAGAUUUGUCCUGGGUCAUGCGACCACACAUUGGGGGACUUGUUUGGCUCCACUUGUGCACGGGACAGAGACCGCUGUAUCUUGCCUUGGACAGUCCAGUGAACUGAAGCCGGUAUAUUGCUCUUUUCAAAGCUACCGGACUCCACUGACAAAAACAGUAAUUGCACCUGGCAGAACACAGGGGUUGCUGGUCUACUGCUGCUCUUCUGACAAUAGUCCUGUUAAGUGCUUUGUGUCAGGAUGCAUCAACCAGUUAUUUAACCGUUUGGUACAUGCGGCUUUCAGCUCUCAUGUUUGUGUUGAUAUUAUUUUGAAAGCUUUCUGCGUUUGUGAGCUGCUUUUUAAUCUUUUACUUGCCUUUUCAGACAGUCUCUACUGUUUUGGUUGUGUCAUUAUAAUGAGUGUAGUGUCACCAUUUCCUGUCCGUUCAGACCACGUAGAGCUGGUGAAGAGGACGAUGGCGACUGUGGCGUUGCCAUCGCUCGGCGUGCCGGCGUGGGCCCAAGAGAUCUCUGAUGAUCAGUGGAAGGACAUGGUCCAACACACACUGCAGAGCCGGCAGAGCGCCAGCGCCCUGCGCCUCAGUCACAGGGGCGACCCCUGAAUGCACCAUGAUCACACUUCAGGGACACUGGCACAGGGUUGGGAAACGGCAAGAAGAGAUGAGUUUAUGAAAACGUACAGAAUAGCUGAGAGUAAUGAAGCAGUGAAUCACAGAAAAUUAGAUUUGAAACGGAGGCAGGCAGCUUCAGACUUUUAAGGGUCAAAGUCCUUUGUUUUAAUUCACGUCCAGUUGUUAUUUCCUCACUCAGCUCUCGCUUUAGUCACCUGGGAGGAAAAUUACUCUGAAUUCCCCCAUUUAAAUUUAAAUAGAUUUAAUUUGAACAAGUUUUAGACUCUUCAUUAAAUAAAUAAAGAAUGUUUGAGAUAACCCUAAGGAUCAAUAAUCCCUGCACAGGCUCAGAAUCAAGCUCAGUUAUUCCACUCCAACUUCUAUGGACUGGGAACGUUUAGUGCCGUUUUUUGUAAUCCCACUUGGAAGGCCCACUAAAAUACUCAGUAACUAUGGAAUUAUUUGACCAGCGUGUUGGCAGAUAGACACACUCAGAGGAAAUAAACCUCCACAUCGAUUAUCUAAUCAGUUAUGUCAGUUAAUUAGAGCUGUGUAACUGAUGAUUUGGUUUCUGUUAAACUUCUGAUUGUGUCCACAGUAACUUAAUUUGUAAGUCAGAUGAUAAUGAAGAAUGACAUCUCAGUGUGUCAUAGUCCAGGUCUUCACGCCCUCGUCAGUUUCAGCUUCAGCUUCUUGCAGGUGAUUAAACGUUUCGUGCUACUUCUUAUGACACUCAAAUAAAUAGUACAAUAAAAUAAAUGUUAAACUUGUUUGCCUUACAACAGUUAGUUGCACAAAUAUAAAAAACUGAAUCAGCUUUAAAAAACAAGUUGUGCUAAAGCCACAGCUGACCUCAGUUAAAUGUGCGGUGACAGCGUCUAAACAAAAGGGAAGCGACUGGACCGAGUCUGAACCUGCCACCUUUUGGCUCAGUUGUCGAUGCUUCGGAGUUAAAGCUGCUCUGACUUUGCCUGAAUUGUCUUUGUAAAGAAUUGCAUCUUCAUGUGUCACAACACACUGAAGCAGUUUUAGGAUUUAAUAAACUGCUGCCAAAUCUAAACAUUGUAAUCUGGGCCAAACAGCUUGAACCGAGCUGGUCCAAAGUUUCCUGAUCAGAGAAAAUGAAACGAGUAUCCCAAGAUAAUUAACUGAUCUAGAGAUGACUGUGAAAAGUAAUGACUAACCAGGGCUGCGACAUUACACCAUCAGUCAGAAGCUGUCAAACAUUCUUUGGUCUCUUUGCAUCACGUUGCAAGAAGUUCCCACUGGUGACAGCAAGCUGAAGCUUAAGCGAUAAGGAAGGUCACUUUCUAUACCAACACUCCCCAUACAGAGACUACUACUACUACUACUAGUACUACUACUACUACUACUACUACUCACGCUUAAUGUCCGUCAGUCCUGGAUCAGCUUGUUCAGCUGCACCGUAGACCUAAAAAAUGAUUACAAACACAUCAGGGGGAAGCAGCACUGCAAUGGGGAACACUUUAAAUAACAAAACCCCGAUCCGACUAUGUUGUCCCAAAGGCAUUAAGGUCAUAAUCUAAAGCUAGUAUGAGUCGGCGUCAAACACGCAUGCGUGAGCUCUCACCUUUGUUUACAUGCCAGCUUGUGUCUAUGGAGACUAUUAAUAUAGAAAAUGAACGGCCUUAUCCUUUAAACAGAAAGUUAUUCUUCCCCAUGUUCCGACCAAUCGGCACACUAACUGACAAGUGUUGGCUGCAGCUCUAAGUACAGACACUGUUGCUCUGUUUCAGCUGAAGUGAAGGAAACCGUUAAACAUCCAGUUUGGAUUUGUUCAGUAUAUUUGGGAUGGAGUUGCAUCCCACCUGAAAGCCUUUUACUGACAUGUUCUUGUUUUUAAUCUUCUGGGUGUGAAACAUCUGUGGCGUGAAACAAACUGAUCGUCAAGACUUCCGCUUUAUUUGUUCUGUACAUACAUGGACAUCUGUACAAAAUCACUUUCAUAUUGUGUAAUGCUCUACCUAAUUAAAGUACAACUUAUGUACAGGA
Molecule: messenger RNA, 3140 nt
Organism: Monopterus albus (swamp eel)
Lineage: Eukaryota; Metazoa; Chordata; Actinopteri; Synbranchiformes; Synbranchidae
Gene: mea1
Product: male-enhanced antigen 1
Exons: 4
Coding region: 135-1118 (327 amino acids)
Biological process (GO): spermatogenesis
Source: RefSeq, a predicted model, not a curated record